CGCAGAUGGGGAGCCAGCUUGGGUGUCUGGGGCGUCGGCUUUGGCAUAUACGCGCUCUACUAUCUCUCAGUGACGCCAUUGAUGAAGCGGGAAGUGCUCGUCAAGGUGCCUGUGAUAGGCAGCUACUACGAGGAUAAGACUCCUGCGUCCGACAAGCCAUUCUAA
Laetiporus sulphureus 93-53 is the source of this 165-nucleotide messenger RNA. RefSeq lists its product as uncharacterized. The transcript is spliced from 3 exons. The record is from RefSeq and is a predicted model, not a curated record. The annotation marks the transcript as partial. Gene Ontology annotation, biological process: mitochondrial electron transport, ubiquinol to cytochrome c. NCBI's taxonomy places the organism in Eukaryota, Fungi, Basidiomycota, Agaricomycetes, Polyporales, Laetiporaceae.